This is a messenger RNA of Tetranychus urticae (two-spotted spider mite), 528 nucleotides long. NCBI's taxonomy places the organism in Eukaryota, Metazoa, Arthropoda, Arachnida, Trombidiformes, Tetranychidae. The record is from RefSeq and is a predicted model, not a curated record.
AUGCGCAUCUACAUGUAUUUUCAAAAAAUUAUUGUUAACAUUCAUUGUCAUUAGUUUUCAACCUUAUUUUUCUGUUUUUUCUUUUUAUUUGUUUUAUUCAAGUGAAAUGAAAACAUCACAAUCAAAAAUUGUUAAAUUCAAGCGACCCAAAUUAUAUCGCUUCAAGAAGCCAGUGGCUUACAAAAGAAAGCGAAGUGGCAACUCUAAACGAAAAUCGUAUGGAAAAGCCAACUGCAGUAAAUGUGACUGCUUCACACAUCCUUACCCUGUGACAAUCCGCGAAAUUGAAAUUAUCAAGAAAUGGCUUCCAGAUCCAGAGUUUAUUCAGUGGGCGAGGCCAUUUUUUGCCGAAAUAAUGACCAAAAUUCAAUUUAAAUACGAACUCCCGAAAAAUCCGUGCUUCUAUGACUCAUGGCAUUACCUGGAAGGAGUCUGUGACAUGAAAUCAAAUUGAGCUUCUAAUUCCAAUUCCCAGUUAUUUUAUGUAUAACUAUAAUAUGUUAUAAUAAAACUCUAUUGAUUCAUUAA